Selaginella moellendorffii is the source of this 1717-nucleotide messenger RNA. Its product is annotated as UDP-glucose 6-dehydrogenase 3. Gene Ontology annotation, cellular component: nucleus; cytosol. Bases 78 to 1523 code for a protein of 481 amino acids. The record is from RefSeq and is a predicted model, not a curated record. The transcript has a single exon. Lineage: Eukaryota; Viridiplantae; Streptophyta; Lycopodiopsida; Selaginellales; Selaginellaceae. Gene Ontology annotation, molecular function: UDP-glucose 6-dehydrogenase activity; NAD binding. Gene Ontology annotation, biological process: glycosaminoglycan biosynthetic process.
GUGCGGUAGAUCUGGUAGAUCUGUGCGUGUGCGUGUGCGUGUGUGGGAUCUCAGCCGAUCUAAGCCAGGCCGCCAGGAUGGUGAAGAUCUGCUGCAUUGGCGCCGGGUAUGUGGGCGGGCCGACCAUGGCGGUGAUUGCCCUCAAGUGCCCCGAGAUCGAGGUGGCGGUGGUGGACAUCUCGCUGCAGCGGAUUGCGCAGUGGAACAGCGAGAGCCUGCCAAUCUUCGAGCCGGGGCUGGACGAGGUGGUGAAGGCGUGCCGCGGGAGGAACCUCUUCUUCAGCUCGGACGUGGAGAAGCACGUCGCGGAGGCGGACAUCGUGUUCGUGUCCGUGAACACGCCCACCAAGACGCGCGGGCUGGGCGCGGGCAAGGCCGCGGAUCUCACCUACUGGGAGAGCGCCGCGCGCAUGAUCGCCGACGUCUCCAGAUCUGACAAGAUCGUGGUGGAGAAGUCGACGGUGCCCGUCAAGACCGCCGAGGCCAUCGAGAAGAUCCUCACCCACAACAACAAGGGCAUCAACUUCCAGAUCCUGUCCAACCCCGAGUUCCUGGCCGAGGGCACCGCCAUCGACGACCUGUUCAAGCCCGACCGCGUGCUCAUCGGCGGCCGCGAGACCCCCGACGGCCAGCGCGCGGUGGCGUCGCUCAAGGCCGUCUACGCGCACUGGGUGCCCGAGGACCGCAUCCUCACCACCAACCUGUGGUCCGCGGAGCUGUCCAAGCUCGCCGCCAACGCCUUCCUGGCGCAGCGCAUCUCCUCCGUCAACGCCAUGUCCGCGCUGUGCGAGGCCACCGGCGCGGACGUGUCCGAGGUGGCGUUCGCCAUCGGCAAGGACUCGCGGAUCGGCCCGCGCUUCCUCAACUCGAGCGUCGGCUUCGGCGGCUCGUGCUUCCAGAAGGACAUCCUCAACCUCGUCUACAUCUGCGAGUGCAACGGGCUGGCGGAGGUGGCCAGCUACUGGAAGCAGGUGGUGCACAUCAACGACUACCAGAAGAACCGCUUCGUCAAGCGCGUCGUCUCCUCCAUGUUCAACACGGUGUCGGGCAAGAAGAUCGCGGUGCUGGGCUUCGCGUUCAAGAAGGACACGGGCGACACGCGCGAGACGCCCGCCAUCGACGUCUGCAACGGCCUGCUGGGCGACAAGGCGCUGCUGAGCAUCUACGACCCGCAGGUGUCGGAGGAGCAGAUCCGCCGCGACCUGGCCAUGAACAAGUUCGACUGGGAUCACCCGCAGCACCUCCAGCCGCUGAGCCCCACCGCCUCCUCCAACAGCGUGCGCGUCGUGUGGGACGCGUACGAGGCCACCAAGGACGCGCACGGCAUCUGCAUCCUCACCGAGUGGGACGAGUUCCGCAAGCUCGACUUCCGCAAGAUCUACGCCGCCAUGCAGAAGCCCGCAUUCGUCUUCGACGGCCGCAACAUCGUCAACGUCGACGAGCUGCGCGACAUCGGCUUCAUCGUCUACUCCAUUGGCAAGCCGCUCGACCCCUGGGUCAAGGAUCUGCCAGCCUCCUCCUGAUUGAUUUUGUUGUCAUCUGAGUAACCAACGCUUGCUCUCGCGGCUGGCUGGCUGGCCUCCUUCCUUCCUACUUGAAGAAGAUUUUUUUGUUUCGCAGGGGCUUUAAAGAGCCACCAUUUUUUUUCAUGAUCCAUCUAUCUAGGCACUAGGCAGUAAGUUAUAAUCAAUAAUCGAAUCGUUCUUUUUGUUGGGCA